Molecule: messenger RNA, 1203 nt
Organism: Nematolebias whitei (Rio pearlfish)
Lineage: Eukaryota; Metazoa; Chordata; Actinopteri; Cyprinodontiformes; Rivulidae
Product: DBIRD complex subunit ZNF326
Exons: 10
Coding region: 4-1203 (399 amino acids)
Cellular component (GO): nucleus
Molecular function (GO): DNA binding
Source: RefSeq, a predicted model, not a curated record
GCCAUGAAACGGAUAUCUGCGUCCGACACUGUUCCCACCCCUCCACCUAUACUAAAGAAAGCAGGUGAGCGGCCGCCCCCUACUAGUUUAUGGAGAUCUUCAUUCCAGUCAGUUGACAAAAAAGAAGGUAACUCUGAGGUUAAAGCCAAAGGCAGUGAAGAGAGGCCUCAACUGUACGAUCCUUGCAGCCCUCUGUCGUCUGAUUCUGAAUCGGAGAAGCCAAAGACUCAACACCACAAGCCCUCUCCAAAUAUUCAGGAUAAAAGCGUUGAAUGUCAGCGGUUGUCUCCAGACAGACGCUGCCGUCAGAGCAGCCCCUGGGAAUCUCACCACGCUGAACCAGGGAGACAACUUGUUGACAAACAUAAUUUUCCCACAAGACCCACAGAGAACCGAGGUCUCAGUCCCAGGCGCAGCCUGCGUGAAAUUCAUGCUUACAGCCCAGAAAGGAAAACACUUGACCGUCCAGGUUAUGGAUUGAAGGGUGGGCCAAAGGAGAAGAGGGUUUGCAGUCCUGACAGGGUUCCUCACGGCUCCUCUGACCAACCUUACAGAGGCCGAAGGACUAACGGAGAGGAGAGAACAACACUGCCCGAGUACAGGAGAGAGAUGCCCCCCACACGUAGGCCCUCCCCACCUAGGUUAAAGCGAGACCAUCAACAGUUGGGACAUGUAGAAACAGCUGGACUCAACCAAGAUCCUCUGCCUGCAAAGGUGACCAGAGAGGCAGAAAAAGCUGUACCAGUGGACAGGUGUCCCAUCACCUGUGACCUCUGUGAUGUUGAGCUGGCUAAUGCACAAGAGCUGGAGGAUCAUCUGGACUGCAAAAGCCACUGGAACACAUUGGAACACAUCCAGCAGAACAAUAAAUACGAUGAUCUGGCCAUAGCAUUCCUGCAGGAAGUCAUGCUGUAUAAAAGCCGCCACUGUAGCCAAGCAGUGGAGGAGAAGGCACUUCAAGCUCUACAGGAAAAGGAUCACAUGACAAAAGUGGAAAUGCUUCAUUGUGCAGCUUGUAAAGUCUACGUAUCCACAUCUGCAGCUGAUGUGCACAUUCACGUUACCUCUCAGGGACACCUCUCUAAAGCAAAGGAGUUUGAGGCGGUGCAGAGACAUGCUUGCCUUGGCAAAGCAGAAACGAUGCUGAAGGAGCUUAAACCACAGUUUGAAGACUUCCUGAAGGGUGGAUCCCCAUUUGAAUGA